Molecule: messenger RNA, 1297 nt
Organism: Schizosaccharomyces japonicus yFS275
Lineage: Eukaryota; Fungi; Ascomycota; Schizosaccharomycetes; Schizosaccharomycetales; Schizosaccharomycetaceae
Product: diphthine synthase Dph5
Exons: 5
Coding region: 171-1022 (283 amino acids)
Biological process (GO): protein histidyl modification to diphthamide
Molecular function (GO): methyltransferase activity; diphthine methyl ester synthase activity
Source: RefSeq, a predicted model, not a curated record
CUUCAGUCCUUUUAAUCCCCAAUAAUUUAUUAAACGAACGACAUUUUCAUUACCGUUAUUCUUCUUAAAACCUCUUUCCACAACCGUCGUCGAUCUUGUUCGACUUAAAUCUCUGUGGGUGUUCCUUUUUGCUAUUUCGUCCCUCUCGUCCCCCUCGCCCAACGCAAAAAAUGUUCUACCUGAUAGGUUUGGGUCUUUUUGAUGAAAAGGACAUCACUGUCCGCGGUUUGGAGACCGUUAAAAAAUGUGAGCGUGUUUACUUGGAGGCAUACACUUCAAUUUUGAUGGUUGAGAAAGAAAGACUCGAGAGCUUUUAUGGUCGAGAGGUAAUUCUUGCAGACCGUGAAAUGGUCGAGAGCUGUAGCGAUGAAAUCUUGAACGGUGCUGCAGAAAAGGAUGUCGCUAUGCUUGUUGUUGGUGAUCCGAUGGGAGCAACUACUCACUCGGAUUUGAUUCUCCGUGCUCGUGAGUCCAACAUUCCCGUGCGGUUGAUUCACAAUGCUUCCAUUAUGAAUGCUAUUGGUGCGUGUGGAUUGCAAUUGUACAAAUUCGGUCAAACUGUCAGUCUUGUCUUCUUUGAAAAUGGCUACCGUCCUCAAAGUUUCUACGACCGUAUCAAGGAAAACGCAGAACUUGGUUUCCAUACGCUUGUUUUGCUCGAUAUCAAAGUGAAGGAACAGAGCUGGGAAAACUUGGCUCGUGGACGCAAGAUUUACGAGCCUCCUCGUUACAUGUCGGCUUCUCUGGCUGCACAACAGAUGCUCGAAGUUGAAGAAGAGCGUGGUGAAGGCAUUUGCUCCCCCGAAACUCUCGCGGUCGCCGUGGCUCGUUUGGGUUCUGAUGACCAAACCAUCAAGGCCGGUACUCUUGCAGAAUUGGCCGAAACUGAUGUUGGUGCCCCUUUGCACAGUAUGGUUAUCAUUGGUAAAAAUGUUCACGAUUUGGAAAUUGAUUUCUUGCGAGCUUUUGCCGUCAAUUCUGAAACUUUUGACACCGUUUCUAAAAAAUAUCUGGCUCAUUAGACAGUCAUCCCAUUUAUAAACACAUAUACCUAUAUAGAGGCCUCAACUCUUAUAAGCCAAUAAAUGGCAUCCGAAACAUUCAUACACAGCGUGUAUGCAAGUUUCUCUCGCCAUACUAGUCAAUAAAUCACGUUUCAGAAUUUGUGGUAGUACUUUUAAACAUUGUCUAUUUUAACACAUUACUUAAGUAAAAUCAAGCUUAAUAAAGAAAGGAAUCGAGACACGCCGGCACAGCAACUAAAAUUCUGUUUGAAGGUAGAAAAGUGUAAAGAAGG